UAUAGAUGCAAUGUAGCAUUUGGGGGAAUUUUUGAGCCAAUUACUGCAAAAUUGACGAGAACAACAAAAUUGACUAGCAUUUGUUAAAGUGCAACCCAACCUUUCUCAAUGCAGACCAGAAUUCACAGAGGGUAUAAUCAAAGAUCAAACUAACAAGAAAAGGUCUAAUAUCAAGUUGCAUCCAUCUACAGAGGGUACUCCAGCAUCGUGCCAAAAUUCAACAUUUACCUAAUUCAGUUUCUGUAAAGUGAUGUGAUAUUGUCUGGAAAAACUAGAGGCAGUAUCAACUUUAACGAUAGCUCGCUUUCUUUAUUGAUAGCAGUAUUUAACCGCUGAAUAGUUCUGUAAGCUUCGCUGCGUUGCAACAUUCACAAUUCACACGUAAACAGUUAGAACCAACUGACAUGUAAAUCGGUACUUACAAAUUAAUAACCAAUGAUUUAUCCUCACGGUAAUAACCUGCAAAGAAGAAUAACUUAAAGAACCAAUGCAGUGCUGUAUUUUACAUCCAUUUGAAUCAGCCACUCGUAAUCAGACUAAAUUUAUGCCAGCAAAAAAAAAAGGUUGACAACCAAAAAAUAACAAAAUUAAUCUCAAAACAAAACAAAAAUUAGUCAACCUUUUAGACAGCUCAUAACAACCACUAUAAACCGGUCAAUUAAUCCACUAAACAAAUCAGCAUUUUGUCUAGUAGUUCCAUACCAAGUCCUAUUUGAUCAUUAUACUUUGUUUCUCAUCACUCCUUUGAACUAACAGCUCCAAUUGUAAACGCUCCCGCCACAAUUUACAACCACUGACAAAAAAACAAAACGCCAUCAUUACCCCCUCGACCUGAUUGACACGUCCUGACAACCAAUCCCCCAACGUACGUCAUUCAUCUUCACACAAAAUUACAACCAUAUACAUACACAUUAGCUUUGACAAUAGAUUUAAGUGUAACUGAUUUUUUUUGUUGAUAUCCAUUGCUUCCAUUUACAUUGACGACACCGCCACUAUCACGCGCCCUUAUCGUCGACCAUAUAUCAUAUAUUUAAAGCAAUUAACCUACCCUAUAAAUUGAUUGAUUUUUUUGAAAUCUGAUUGCAUAUAUCACACCUGCAUAUACAUAAAUUAAGAUAACAUGCCACAGUCAGGAAUUAUAGAAGAAUAUACCAUGGACCGAGUGGUCAACAAUAAAACGUCAUCCACCCAGCCCAUGACUGUUAGAGAGUAUAAAAAAAUUGGCGAAGGUGCGUUUGGAACUGUUGUUGAAGCAGUAUUGAAAUAUGUUGAUCCAGCCAAUAAUAAGAGCCAUGAUGAUGAUAAGAAUAACAGUGAAUGGCUAGGUCCAUUUGCUAUAAAGCGAGUGCCCGCUCAAACCGAAUAUAAAUCAAGAGAAUUGGAGAUUUUACGACUUGUAGAUCAUCCCAACAUUGUCAGCUUGAGAUUCUUUUUCGAUAAGGCCAGACCGGAUACUCGAGAAGUCUAUCAAAAUUUGGUUAUGGAAUGUUUACCAUCCAAUUUACAAGCAGAAAUCAAAUAUUACCGUCAAUCAAAAUACACCAUACCUUAUCCUCAUAUGAAGGCAUACACUUUCCAAUUAACUAGAGCCAUGCUUUAUUUGCACGGGUUUGGGAUAUCUCAUAGAGAUAUAAAACCCCUGAAUAUUUUGGUUGAUCCUCAUACCGUUCAGUUAAAGAUUUGUGAUUUUGGAUCCGCCAAGAAAUUAGAACCAAACCAACCAUCUGUUAGUUACAUAUGUUCAAGAUAUUAUAGAUCACCGGAAUUGAUUGUGGGUUGUACAUUAUACACUACCAAGAUUGAUAUUUGGGGAUUGGGAUGUGUUGUUGCAGAAAUGUUUUUGGGUAAACCAAUUUUCCAAGGUCAAUCCCCCGAGACUCAACUAAGAGAAAUUGCCAAAUUGUUGGGUCCUCCACCAAACACCUUUUUCUUCAAGAGUAAUCCUCAUUACCGUGGUAAUAUGUAUACCACAAGGUUAUUUAGUUGCACUGUUGAGGAAAGAUUUAAACAAAUUUUUAGUAAUUCACCACCCGAUGCUAUUGAUUUAUUAUUGAAGAUUUUAGUGUAUGAUCCUGAAUUUAGACCAAGUCCAAGGAGAGUAUUAGUCCAUCCAUUUUUCAAUGAGUUGAAGAGUAAAGAUUUCAAGGUUUAUCCUCGAGGAUCGUCUGAACCAAUUGUAUUAGAUUUGUUUAAUUUUAGUGAGAUGGAAUUACAAUUAUUAGGACCGUUGAAAGAUGAGUUGGUUGUAAGGUAAUACAGCAUUUCACACAUUUUGCCUAUAGUUCUACUUCAAAUUACAUGAAUCAUUGUUUUUUUAUUUUCAUUUUAUAGAUGUUUUUUAUACCUACUGGUUCGGUUGCUUGCUUACUUUCUUUCUUUCUAUGUAGCUGCAUGUAUAUGUUAUGACUAACACAUUCUAUGGUAAAAUGUUUAUGUAGACAAUAUACUUACAAAGCUAAACUAUAACUAUAUUCAUCUUCAAUGUUUUGUGAUAGCCACAAGACAAUACAACUCAACAUGAUACAUGCAUUACAAACAAUAUUGGAAACACCCAUACCUAAAGUAGGAAACGUGUAGUGUUUCAAUAAGUAUUUUAUUAUAAAUACCAUGAAACUACCAGCUAACCCGCCAGCCAAUAACGAGAAUCCCAAGAAUAAAAUCACCCGAGCGGCCCAAGCAUUGGUAUUUCCUCCACUCAUGAAAUUGGUUGUGUUUGAGUCUUGAAACAAGUUUGAUUUUUCAAUUGAAUUAACAAUCAACAUCCCCAGAGUAGAGCAGAUGAAUGGGAUCCAAUCGAUAAAUGUGACAUGAACAUCUGAUGCAUUCACGGAUUUGGAAUAAACAGCGGAGUCGAUAAUGGACCAGAAUCCAAUUGCGAAGAGAGCACCGGAUAAGUACACCCCAAAUGCUCUGAGUUUAGCAGAUUUAGGUAAACGGAGCAUUGAGGCAUUGAACCUGAACAAGUGAUUGGAGUGGUCCAUGAUUAAUGUUGUUAUGGUAGAAUUGAUGUGGAAGAGU
Molecule: messenger RNA, 3018 nt
Organism: Spathaspora passalidarum NRRL Y-27907
Lineage: Eukaryota; Fungi; Ascomycota; Pichiomycetes; Serinales; Debaryomycetaceae
Product: serine/threonine/tyrosine protein kinase
Exons: 1
Biological process (GO): protein phosphorylation; signal transduction
Cellular component (GO): cytoplasm
Molecular function (GO): ATP binding; protein serine/threonine/tyrosine kinase activity; protein serine/threonine kinase activity
Source: RefSeq, a predicted model, not a curated record